Messenger RNA from Trypanosoma brucei brucei TREU927, 1527 nucleotides. RefSeq names its product variant surface glycoprotein. The coding region runs from base 1 to 1527 and encodes 508 amino acids. The record is from RefSeq and is a predicted model, not a curated record. The transcript has a single exon. NCBI's taxonomy places the organism in Eukaryota, Euglenozoa, Kinetoplastea, Trypanosomatida, Trypanosomatidae.
AUGAUCUAUAUAGUGCUCCUAGCGCUCUUUGCGUUACCCAAGGCAGUAUCUCCAGCUGCCAACCAAAACGCAGCUGAGUACAGAGCUUUAUGCGAUUUAAUAGCGCUCAAGGAGUCCAUUUCGACGUUAACUGAACCAACAGCCGACACUGCAGUUACAGACAUCGUUAACGACAUCGAAAUGCUGAACAUAUCAACGGCCACAGACAGUUUCAUAGCGGACAGAGAUGGCGAACUUAAAGAGACAGAAUCGGGAGUCAAAAAAAGCGAAAAAGAGGCAUGGCAGGAAAAGAUAAAAAAGCUCGAUCAAGAGACAGGAGAACCCAAAACUGUCAAAUACAAAAGACUAAAAGACAAAACGACGCGUGGGCCAGCAAACCAAAACAUCAACAAGUUGCUGCAACGGGCUCAGCAGCUGAAAAUUGCUUACGAACAACAGAUCUCAGAGGCGAAAUCAAAAAAAACAGCGAUUACAACAUCAAUUAAAAACGCUAUUUACGGAAAAGGACAGGAAGACUUCCAAGAAAAAGCACUUGACACCAACGACGCAAAAAACAACUGCGGAAAAGCGGCAGGCAGCGAAAACGUCGGUCAAAGCCUAAGCAACGACCUGGUGUGCCUUUGCAUACCGGACCAAGGCGCGAACGGAAACGACUUGUGCGAACACGGGCUGCAACCAACAGCGGUAGCCGUAGCAAACCGAGGCAGCCAAACCACACCACAGUACACCACCAUGGUCAACGGCUGCAAACUGCAGCAUCGGAAAAGACAACUGACGCCAUAUUUAAUAAUCCAACGCCUCGCAGCGUUUGACAGCCUUUUGGGCAGACAAGCGCAAACAGCGACCACAGCAGCGGCGACAAGAACACUUGGCAAACCACACAGCGAUGGAAACUGCGACAACAGCGCAACCCAGGGCAUGUGCGUCAACUAUAAGCAGCAAAUAGAAACAGCAACCACAGGCAUCCCAUGGGUAGCACAACUAACCCAAGCCGCCCAUGAUUUAACAGCAAUGAACAAAGCAACAGAACAUGCGGCAGCCAUCAAGACACAACUGGAGAGCAUUCAAGCGAGUGCUUGGGCUGUCUACGCAGCGGCGGUAAACACCGAGCUCAACCAACGGCACCCAAAGCAAAACGAACAACCGAUACAAGCAACAACAGUCAACGACAACAAGUGCAAGCCAACAAACGCAACUCCUGCCGAAUGCCCAAGCGACCAUUGCGUUUAUGACGAUAAAGCAACAGAUGGUAACAAAUGCAAACCUAAACCAGGAACAGAAACCACAGCAGCAGCAGGAACAGGAGAGACACCAAAAGAGGGAGCAGCUGCAACUGGGUGUGUAGCACACAAAGAUAAAACCACUUGUGAAAAUGACAAAACAGGCGACAAGCAAAAUUGUGCAUGGAGAAGGGGAAAAGAUAGUGAGCCUGACCGAGAAAAAGAAAUGUGCCUUGAUUCCAGUUCUCUUGUCAAUAAGAAGUUGGAUCUGAUGGCUGCUGCUUUUGUGAGCUUGGUAAAAUUUUAG